Anoplopoma fimbria (sablefish) is the source of this 2515-nucleotide messenger RNA. RefSeq names its product adenylate kinase 7-like. NCBI's taxonomy places the organism in Eukaryota, Metazoa, Chordata, Actinopteri, Perciformes, Anoplopomatidae. The transcript is spliced from 18 exons. Gene Ontology annotation, molecular function: AMP kinase activity; ATP binding. The record is from RefSeq and is a predicted model, not a curated record. Gene Ontology annotation, biological process: nucleobase-containing compound metabolic process. The coding region runs from base 124 to 2205 and encodes 693 amino acids. Gene Ontology annotation, cellular component: cytoplasm.
ACCCAAACGCAACAUGUAUAAGAAGUUAGUAAGAGCUUUAACACACUUAUUUUAGCAAUAAAGUUACUCAGUUCUACAAAAACCCGCAAGGUAUAUAUAACUGAAAAUUAUUGUCUUUUUGAAAUGGGGGACAAAAAGCAUCAAACUCGUCCCAAACGUAUUUUCAUCAACGACGUCGACACGUAUUCCUCCAAACACAUCGCUGAGUUUUUAUCGACAUCAUGCGCGACCGAGGAUGAAGCCGAAGCAGAAGAAAGCUCCCCUCGAGGUGAACCUGCUUUCCAAAUAGUGGGAACUGUGUCUCCUUCCACCAAAGAUGAUCAGGACAACUUCCUGCUUGAACAGUAUGUGUCACCAACUCGAGACGAGCUUCUUGAGCGCCUGCUGGAGUGUGAUGUUGUGGUGUACAACAUCUCAGAAAGUGCUACACAACAGCAGAUUGAAGAAGCAACAUGGGUUAUCGAAGCACUUACUGCCGAGAUGGAGAACAUCAAGUCUCGAAAAAUAUUCAUCUUAGUCUCAACUGUGAUGACCUGGGCCAUGACCAAGUCGCAGAAUCCGGAGGAAACAUAUUUUCUGCUAACAGAGGAAGAGUUCAGAAGAAGAAGGCCACAUCCCAAUUUCAGAAACCACUAUAAUGUGGAGAAACUUGUGCUGAAACUGGGUAGAGGGAAAAAGUCCAAGCUUAUUGGAUAUGUUGUAGCUUGUGGUCUUCAGUAUGGAAAGGGAGAGAACCUCUUUCACUACUUUUUCAAGGUGUCUUGGUUGAUGCAGUUUCCAAAAGUUCCUCUCUUUGGACAGGGCACAAAUCACAUCCCCAUGAUUCACGUAAAUGAUCUUGGAGGAGUGAUCCAAAACAUCAUUGAACUCAAGCCAAAGUCAAAGUACAUUCUUGCUGUCGAUGAUUCCAAGAACUCUUUAGAGGAAAUUGUAAAGAUGAUAAGCAAUACACUCGGGUCUGGAAAAAUUACCAAAGUACCUGAGGAGGAUGCCAUCACAAUGAAGGCUUUUAAGCCAGAUGAAUUGGAAUACCUUAAUAUCAACCUCCGUCUGGAUGGUUUUAUUAUAAAAGACUCCUUCAGUCUCCGCUGGACGUCUGAAGCUGGGAUGGUUGAAAACAUGGCCAGCAUUGUUGAGGAAUACAAAGACACCCGGCAGCUUCUUCCAAUCAGAAUCUGCCUGGUAGGACCUCCAGCUGUGGGUAAAACCACCAUUGCAGAGAAGCUCUGCAGACAUUACCAAAUACAUCACAUCAAGAUCAAAGAGGUCAUUGAGGAAAAGAUCACACAACUGAAGGAGAUAGUGGAUGGAGCUGACCCUGAAAUUGUCAGUGAAGAAGCAGUGACUGCUGCACAGAAACAACUGGAAACUUUUAACGAAAGCAUGGAAAUGCAAGCAGGUCGACUGGCUGACCACCUAGCUUUUGACAUUUUGAAAGAAAAGCUGAAUUCAAAGCCAUGCGUGAACCAAGGAUUUGUUCUCGAUGGCUUCCCUAAGAUCUAUGAGCAGGGAAAGCUGAUUUUCUCUGAUGAGGGCACAGAGAACGAGGAUUUGAUGUCCAAAACACCCGUGUACAACAAGAAGAUCACUCCAGAGCAUGUUUUUGCCCUUAAUGCGACGGAUGAUUUUCUGACAAAGAGAGCUCAGGGACUUCCACAGAGUGUGGCAGAGAAAAUGCGUUGCACCCAGGAGGAAUUUGUCCCUCGCCUGAUGAGAUACAGACAACUCACUACCGCAGAGGAAACCCUGCUGGACUACUUUGAUGAGCUUGAGAUUCACCCGGAACAUAUUGAGGUCACUACAGUCGAUUCAGAGUACACAGAUGUUAUGAAGAAGAUCACAGAGAUGGUCGGGGUUCCAAAAAACUAUGGGCUGAGUCCAGAGGAGCAGGAGGAGGAGGACAGAAGGAAAGACGAAGAGAGGAAGCAGAAACUGGCUACAGAGGCUGCUGAGAAGAAACGUAGGAAUGAAGCUGCACUGGCUGAGAUGGCUGCUCAGUAUGAGGAGUGGCAGAGGAAUUUGUCUGAGGUGAGGCGACAGGAGCACGAGCUGCUGGAAGCUCACUCUCUUCCUCUGAGGAACUAUCUGAUGAAGAAUGUGAUGCCCUCGCUCACUGAAGCCAUGUUAGAGUGCUCCAAGAUCAAACCAGAGGACCCCGUCAACUUUUUGGCUGAACAUCUACUACGGAACAACCAACAACAAUAACAAUCAAUCUAAUGAGGAUAUGAUCGCAUACAUGUUAUUUUUUCCUACAGUACAAUCAAAGAUCCUGUAGUUUUGACUUUAACGUCACAGAUUUUAUUCAUAAAACUUGUCUAUGCUGUCAUUUGUAAGUUUAACUGAAGCAAAGAGGACAAACACUGAGCAGGCAUAGAUAUAUGUUUAUUUAAGGAAUUUAUUUAGGUCAAAUGCUCCAUUUGAGGGUCUACGCCUUUACACACGUAUUGAUUAAUUGGAAAUCAGAUGUACGUCAAGAAAGAAUUUCAGCUCGCCGUCGAAGUGUAAAACGAAGUAU